This is a messenger RNA of Peronospora belbahrii, 1173 nucleotides long. The record is from the annotation of a GenBank genome assembly. Lineage: Eukaryota; Oomycota; Peronosporomycetes; Peronosporales; Peronosporaceae.
AUGUGGCGCAACUUGGCAUACGGGUCCCAGAAGGUAGCGGACGCAGUACCGACUGUUGUGCCCACCAAGUCAGUGAAGGAAACAGUGAUAUCACAAGUGGACGCAUCGUCUGUACCCAAGAAUGACGGCGCAAAGGUCUAUAAAAUCCUCGAGUACUUGCGCAAGGUCCCUAUGCACAAGGCCGUAUCAGGAAUCGAUAUAUUCAGACACACGGGCGUCGACCUCACGAUGGACGAUCAGGUGGAGCAGCGUCUUAAGAACAACCCAAAAGUUCGAGCUCAAGGAGAUCAGUACGCGUAUCGAGCCAAAUAUGACAUCAAGAAUCGGACACAGUUGAUUAAAAUCCUUGACCGAAUUCCCGAGGGGAUGCCGAUUGAGGACUUGAUCGAUUGCUACGUGGGAGUGGAGGACGACCUGAAAGAGCUGACGCGUACAGGAGAGAUCAUUUGUCUAAAGAACGCGGACAAGGGUGCAGAGGUAUACUACUCUCGCGGAGCUGCCUUUCUUGUGGAUUUAUCUGGAGUUGCCACGGUUGAGGCUGGCAGCUACUUGGCCCAUUCCAGCCAAGAUGUUACUGAAGAAAUACGGCGUGGCGAUGCAUUCCGCCUUGGAGAUCAUUGGUUCCGUGUAUCAGCAGCAGUAAAGAGCUCAAGCACUACCCGUCCAGUCCCAUUUGCAGGGGUGACCUCUAAAAGCGUUUCGUCUACGCGAGAUCCUAAUGUAUCGAAGAAGAUUAAGUAUAUGUUCAAGUUUGAUAAGGAUCACCUUCCUUUGGAUGUUCCGUUUCCAGAUGCAAAGAGGUGGAAUGUGGCUAGCAGUGAUCGCUGGGAUCUUUUGCCCAAGCGUGGUCCCAAGUUUCCAUUGGUGAAGCAUGGUGCCACAAAUGACAUCCGCCAGUUGUGGCGUGACACUUUACGAACAUGGCCCUCGGAUCGUGCUGAGUUUGAGAAGAAAUUGGUUCAAGCUGGUUUGACAACGCAGGCUAAGGUUGAUGCAAACCGCCGUCAACUCAAGCGCCGCCUGAAGGAGGACAAGAAGAAGAAUCGACCUCGCAAGCAGCGUGACAUCAAGAUCACAAACCAUCAUCUCAUUGGCACAAAGCUUGGUGAGAUUUUAGCGAAGGGCAGUCAGGAUCAGUUUACACUUGGUGCUGUUAGAUUUGAAAAACAGUAG